AUGCGCCGUACACUCUUGUUCCCAAUUCUCGCCGCCUCAGCCGGCGCCUUCCUGAUCCCGUCUUCCUUCCACUCCUCCAUCCUCUCCCGCUACCUUCCGACCUCAAACGCAGCGCCCCUCCUCCGCGAUCAAUCCCAUCAAUCGCCCAUAAUGCCAGUCCUUCCUCCAGGCACACCCUCCACAUCUGAUGACAGCGCUGCCGAUCUGACCAUCAGCGACAUCCUCCCGCUCUCCCGUAGCAUCAACAUCUUUGCGCAGCUGACUCGGGACAUCGCUUCCGUGACGACCCGCCUCUCAACGAAUACGCCUGCAUCGAACACAACGCUUCUUGCGCCUCUGAACAGCGCAAUGCAGGAUCUGCCGAGGAAGCCAUGGGAAGAUCGGCCUGGCGAAAGCAACAGUGGCGUGUCGACGCAACACAACGAGGAGAAAGCUGCAGAGAACCUCAGACGCUUCGUGGAGAUGCAUGUCGUGCCGGUGAGCCCGUGGGAAGAGGGCGAGGAUGGGAAGGUGGAGACGCUUGGUGGUGACGAGGUUUGGUGGGAGUGGCGGAAGAGCGAGGAUGGGGACAAGAAGACGAGGGUUAUCAGAGGGAAGGGUUUUGAGCUGGAGGUCAGCGAAGUAAUGGGGCGGGUGGGCAAUGGGGAGGUCUGGGCUGUGAAGGGUGUCGUCAACUAUAAGUGA
Molecule: messenger RNA, 684 nt
Organism: Cyphellophora attinorum
Lineage: Eukaryota; Fungi; Ascomycota; Eurotiomycetes; Chaetothyriales; Cyphellophoraceae
Product: FAS1 domain-containing protein
Exons: 1
Coding region: 1-684 (227 amino acids)
Source: RefSeq, a predicted model, not a curated record